This is a messenger RNA of Nicotiana tabacum (common tobacco), 999 nucleotides long. Lineage: Eukaryota; Viridiplantae; Streptophyta; Magnoliopsida; Solanales; Solanaceae. The record is from RefSeq and is a predicted model, not a curated record.
AUGGCUGGAGACAAGGAAAGUGCUGCAGACAAAGACACCUUAGAUACCUCGAGUCCCCUGUACAUGCAUCCAUCGGAGAGUGCAGAUCUUGGAGGAGUACUUAGAGCCCUCUCAGUGAAGAAUAAGGUUAGUUUCAUAACAGGGAAGUGUCAUAAACCAGUAAUUGGACAUGCAACUUUUGAUCAGUGGGAACGAUGUGAUGAUAUGGUGACUUCAUGGAUUCUAAAUUCCCUUUCAAAGGACCUAGUGGAUAGUUUGCAAUAUGUGAGUGAUGCAAAGGAGUUAUGGCAGGAGUUAGAAGAUAGGUAUGAUCAAACCAACGGUGCAAAACUAUACCAACUUCAAAAGGAAAUUAAUGAUCUGAGUCAAGGAACUCUUGACAUAACAGGCUAUUAUACAAAAAUGAAGAAGCUAUGGGAAGAGCUAAACACACUGAAUGCACACGCACAAUGCAGCUGCCAAUGCACCUGCGGAGGUAAAGCUAAUAUGCACAAGGCUGAGAAAGAUAGAAGACUGAUACAGUUUUUGAUGGGUUUAAAUGAGGUGUAUACUGUUGUGAGAGGGAGCAUACUGAUGAUGAACCCCCUUCCAAGCAUUGCACAAGUCUUUUCUAUUCUCAUACAAGAAGAGAAGCAAAGAGAAGUUAAACCAAACAAUCAACAACUGGUGAUUGAAUCUACAUCACUGAAUGCUAAUGGUCCAGAAAACAACAACUUUAGAACAAACUACAACCAACACAUGAAUCCUUCUGGGAACAAUAGUUAUGGAAGAGGCUAUAUGGGAAAUAGACCUAGGCCAUUCUGUAAUUUCUGCAAGAGGGGAAAGAAACUAGCAGCAAAUGUGUUUGAUACAACAGGUAAUGGGACAAAUAUGACAGAUGAAGGAGGAAACCUUCAGGAGCAAGGUCGAACCAUGCAACAAUUGAGUAAGGAACAAUAUGGACAACUGCUGAGCAUAUUGGAGAGUUUUAAUAAUGGAAACAAUAGAGACAGCUCAUAA